UGCUGGCAAGCAAUAUUUGUCAAGGGAUCAGGUCCUUCCAGUGCAAUGGAAUGGAAUGCAACUUGCAAAAACUGGUUGGCAGCAGAGGCUGCCCUGGAAAAGUAUUACCUUUCCAUUUUUUAUGGGAUUGAGUUCAUUGUGGGAAUCCUUGGCAAUACUACUGUUGUUUUUGGCUAUCUAUUCUGUCUGAAGAACUGGAAUAGCAGCAACAUUUAUCUCUUUAACCUCUCUAUCUCUGACUUGGCUUUUUUGUGCACUUUUCCCAUGUUGAUGAGAAGUUAUGCCAAUGGUAAAUGGGUAUAUGGAGAUGUGCUCUGCAAAACCAACCGAUACAUGCUUCAUGCCAACCUCUACACCAGUAUUCUCUUCCUCACUUUUAUCAGCAUUGAUCGAUACCUGCUCAUGAAGUAUCCUUUCCGGGAACACCUUCUGCAAAAGAAAGAGUUUGCUAUUUUAAUCUCUUUGGCCAUUUGGGUUUUAGUAACGUUAGAGCUCCUACCCAUACUUCCUCUUAUAAAUCCAGUUAUAGCUGGUAAUGGCAGCAGCUGUAUUGACUAUGCAAGCUCUGGGGACCCCAAAUACAACCUCAUUUAUAGCAUGUGUCUAACCUUCUCCGGAUUCCUCAUUCCUCUUUUUGUGAUGUGCUUCUUUUAUUUCAAGAUUGCUCUUUUCCUAAAGCAGAGGAGCAGGCAGCUCACUACCACUUUACCCAUCGAAAAGCCUCUCAGCUUAGUCGUCAUGGCAGUUGUGAUCUUCUCUGUGCUUUUUACGCCCUACCAUGUCAUGCGCAACGUGAGGAUUGCUUCGCGCCUGGGCAGCUGGAAGCAGUCCCGGUGCACUCAGAUCAUCAUCAACUCCUUCUAUGUCAUGACUCGGCCUUUGGCCUUUCUGAACAGUGCCAUCAACCCUGUCUUUUACUUCCUCAUGGGAGACCACUUCCGGGAGAUGCUGAUCAGUAAACUGAGGCACCACUUCACAUCCCUCACAACCUUUAGAAGAUAAGCUAAUGGACUAAUGCUUCCUUCUGGGGAAAAGGGAGAUGCUUGUGUAGCAGAUUGUUUUACACAUGCAGCUAUAGCCACUUAGCGUUUGAUUUAACUCACAGAUGUAAAUCAGAGAAGGUCACAGACCUGACCCUGUUUUAAAGACAUGUUGUGACCAGAGUAUGUGAAAAGAAGAGGACAGGAAGUGUUUAUUGGUUUCUUCACCUAAGAACUGAAAGGAGCUGACCAGCACUCUCUAAUGCUUGGGCAUACAAAUCCAAAAUCCUAGGUGUCGUAAGACCUUUCCAACCAGUGUACAAAGAAGAGAAGAUGGAUAAAGCAGCAUGUUGUUUGCAUUUAAUCUUUGGUCAAAGUGUAAAACAAACAAACAAACAAAAACACCCCAAACUGUGUUGGUAACAUUCUCUAUGUUAUUCUAAUUCUUAUGAUCUUACAGCUUUCUGUGAGAACUGAAUAACAGAAGAUUAGAUAUACACAAUUGCAUUCUGUUAGAAGUUGUGCUCUUAAACAAAUUUAAAGUACAAAGGAACAAUGACCAGGAAAGCAAUAUAAUGCAUUCAAGGAUGUCUAUAUGAUAUGUUUUUUAUAUUGAUCAUGAAUUGGGUCAAUUGGUAAGUAUAAGUCCUUUUUUGUUGUAUGGUUCUUAGUGCAAAGUCAUAUUAACUGGAAACUAAAAUGAUGGUUCAAAAAAAGAGAGGCAUGUUUGAGCUUGUUCUAAAAGAAUGUACAUGUAAAUGAUUUUAUCAAAAUACAAGAAAGAGAUACUAAGGAUAGUUGCAAAACUUGUGGAGUUACAGAACACAAAGUGCCUGUCAGGAAAUCCAAAGCAAGACAAAACAAAACAAAACAAGAGCACACUGUUUCUAGAUAAUGGUGCCAUCUGGAAUUUGAUGAUCACAACUUGAUUGUGAGUGCAUGGAAAUACAAAUUCAUUAGCCUUGCUCCUCUUGAUUAAAUAGUAAAGUUUAAAAAAUAUUAGCAUCAUAAAACCAGCAAAUAAGAGGAAAUGAAAUGGGCUAAUACCAAAUUUGUUGGGUGAACUUUCUCUUUUGGCAUCAGACCCCAGAGAUUAAGGGACUCAGUCUCAGGAGACAGUCCCCACUGACCUCAAAUGCCAAAAAACAGUAGUAGGUCCCAAGGUUACCCACAGUCUCUGUCUGAUUUGGCCACAAACCCCCUCCUUGGGUGUCGUUAAUGUGCAGAUGAACAGCUGAAUGAAGAGAUACUUACAGUGACGUCUGGGAGAGUCCUGAGCACAGAAGCUCCUGGGUCCGUGGUGCUGGGAUGAGUUGCCCUCUGGUAUAUAGAUGUGUUCACCAACCUGGAAACUCUCUGAAUCCCCUACUUUUGGGAAUUUUUAUGGAGGUUUCCUGAUGAAGGCAUGAUCAAUUAUUAAAUCCAUUUCCAGGGCCUCUCCCUACUCUGAAGAAUGGCGGGGAUGGGCAGGCCUAAAAAUUGCAAGCUUCUAGUCAUGGCUUAGUCUUUCUGGGGAUGAGUACCCAUCCUGGAAUCAUUCAGGAGCCCACCCAGGGACACCCUCAUUAGAACAAAGAUGCUCCUAGUGCCCUUAUCACUUAGGAAUUUACAUGGAUUUUAGAAGCCCUAUGCCAGGGACAGUGUCAAAAACCAAUAUAUAUACUUCCUAUUAUCUCACAGCAGGUUAGGCAGUAGAAUAAGGUAUUCGAGAUAACACACAAGAGUGAUAAGAAUUCAAAUGCUUAGUUCACUUCAGUGGAGGAAAAAUUUUAUAUGUAUACAUAUAUAUGUAUAUAUACUUAUAUGAUUUUAUAUAUACACGUAUUUUUUUCCUGCUAAACAUUUUAUAUAUACAUAUUUCUUUUCCUCUGCUAAGAGAGUAGUAACCUUGAGCCAAGCAUAGUUCCUUCUCACUUCUUUAUAGCACUGUCUCCAACUAGAUUUAUAUGUUCAAAUUAGUGGGGAAAUUCCACUUUGGUCUUGAGAGCAAACUCACUUUCUAACCAGGCUUACUAGUAACAGAUUAAGUGCUUUGACUCUCAUUUGCAAAGGAAUUCCUGUGGCAAUACUUUGUCAGAACCCAGAGGGAAAAAAAGUGAGAUUGGUCAGGAUUCAAGCACCAAAUCCUAUUCUAAACCAUCAGCAUAAAUAACAGGAAUAGCAAACACUUCGGUAGCACUUAAAAUGGACCAGGCACAGUUGCUCUAGCAGUUGAUAUAUUUUAACUUUUUCAGCUCUUACCAAUCCGUGUGAAGGUUAUAGAUGGAGAAACCAAGGCAUGGAGAGUUUAAUAGCUUGCCCAAGAUCACACAGGAAGACAGCGGGAGAGCCAGGCUUCAGAUACCACACUCUUAACCCUCAUGCUGUAGACCACAAUUGCAUGGAAGUUCAUGCACUUUAAGACCAUUUUUAGAUUCUAUCUAAGGAUGUUUACUUUAUAAUUUAUCAUAUGGUUUGAUCCCAGUGUCAUCUAAUAACACAGUUCUAAAGAGGACAAUGCUAGGAUGGUGCAAGAAGGAGAUUUAGAAUUAACUGAGUCAGUCUUAACUCUGAGUCACAUUCACAUUUUAUUUACACAUGCAGGAUGUUGGAGUCAUUUAUAAUCUUGAAUUUAAUCACAUGGCAUGGAAUCCAUGGAUAAUGUUUUCACAAGAUGCAAUAGGCUUGAGAGUAUGUGGUUUGUCAGAAUAGACAAUUUCUCUAAAUAAUGACCACAUGUAUGAUUCUAGGAAGCUGACUUCUUUACUAAUGCAGUGUUAAGUCCUACGUGAGUGUGUAUCAGUGUUUCCUGAACAGAAUCAAUGAGUCAUGUUCAUAUUUUGUCUAAAUGCUCAUAGUUAUGGAGAAUAUUUUGUUAGAGAAUUUACUCUUUGGUAACUUUUCAUUGAAAGUAGGAAUAAUAUAUUCAAAUACAAAAAUUUCUCUUAUUCUAUAUGUGAUUAGAUUUAUUAACUCUAGCUGUAAUUAUAUUGAUUUGACCUAUUGAUUCCUAAAGACAGCAAAUUAUAAUCCUUUCCAUGUCACAUUUAAAUCUAUAUAGACCAAUACCUGAGACAUAAUGUCUGAUGUGUGUGUAUAGGUCACAUAAAGAAAAGCAACAAGGAAUGUGCUGUGUAAAAUUAUUAGCUUUGCCUUGGUAACUCAUUAGAUCCCCCAGGAGCCUUGCCAUAUUGGUUUAUUAUUGUCUCCAGUAUACUGUUGAGGAAACAGUCUUUAAGAAAUUAAGCAGUGGAACCCUCAAUAUACCUUUCAAAGUUGGUUUCGAAACUUAGAUCUGACUCUAAAGAAGCACCAACUAUCCAAGACAAUCUCUUUUAAAAUGAAUCCCAAGUGUCCACCCCAAAUUUAAUCCACUAAAAUAUAAAUGAGAAAACUGUUUACAGACCACUGUGCACUACAAACCACACAGCACUGGAGAGAAGGUGUUUACAAACUGUGAAACAUUAUUUUUGAGGAGAAAACACUGAUAAUGGGAGGAGAGAUUUUUAAUUUUUUUCCCCUCAGAAAUGUAGUUUUCUUAAUUUAAGAUUUAACUUUUAGGAAUACAAGAAGUUUGAAAUUAAUGAAAGCUAAUUUCAGAGCUUUCCAUCAAAAGUGUAGUAAGUUAAGGCAUAUGAAAGUGCAUGUUUUAAAAGUCUGCAUUCAGGCUAACUUGUGGAAAACUAAAAUUCUUAUCACCAGGGAAAGGAUAAGGGAUCCAUUCUUAGAUUUAACAGCAGUUGGUGAAACAGCUGACGUCUCAGCUUGUAUUUAUUACAUAGUACACACUUCCUGUGGUUUUCAAUGGAUCAAAAACUAAGUAAUAAACAUUUCGGUGCAUUAGAAAACUGGCGUAUUCUACAAGAUUAUGUAUAAUAUACACAUAAGAAACUAUUAUCUCAACUUUAGCUUCAGUUGUGACCACAGCCAGGAUAAAGACUUGGCCUGAUGAACCGUGGGGCAGGACAGAGUGUAUUUUAUGUGUAUACAUAGCCUCCACAGACAGAGAGCUCAUCAUCAGUGAAAGCAAGUAAACUCAGCCAGUUCUUGUCCAGACAAAGCCUUGACCAGAUACGGGAGAUGGGUGAUUCUGGGUGUGGUACAGUAUGGGUCACUCAGAUUUUUCUUUUAGCCCAAGUCCCACAUAUUCACGCCUGAGUUUUGUAGAGAAGUGUCUUUGCUCAUAGCUUUGUGAGCAACACCCUCACCCCCACAUUACCCAAAACCCCAUAUAGUGCAAGUUGAAAAUAAGAAAGAUUAUCCCACACUUAACCUUGGGCAUCAGGCUGUUUUGAAACUUGGAUGAUAUAAUAUCCAUUGGUUCCCUUAGAACUCACAUCAGAUCUAAGUGAAAGUACCCAUCAAGAGCAAAGUGGCUAGUCAGAUGUGUGUUCAGCAAUCCCAGCAGGAGGCCAUGAAAAAGAAUCUGCAACCAGAGAGAUAAGUAUAUACAUAUUUAAUACACUCAAUAAGAAAGUAAAGCUCAUUUCGCAAUCAUUCAGUUCCUAUGUCAUAUUUUUCUCAUUAAAGCUGGUCUAUACCAGGAGAUUGAGAACAGAGAUGUGCCUUGAGUUCUAAAUGCAUUCAGAAGAAAAAUAAAAAUCAGAUUAAAUAUGUAGCGUUAUUUGGCAGCUUACCACUU
This is a messenger RNA of Manis javanica (Malayan pangolin), 5601 nucleotides long. It is a transcript of the gene SUCNR1, whose product is annotated as succinate receptor 1. Gene Ontology annotation, cellular component: plasma membrane. Gene Ontology annotation, biological process: G protein-coupled receptor signaling pathway. The record is from RefSeq and is a predicted model, not a curated record. NCBI's taxonomy places the organism in Eukaryota, Metazoa, Chordata, Mammalia, Pholidota, Manidae. Gene Ontology annotation, molecular function: G protein-coupled receptor activity.